Peromyscus leucopus (white-footed mouse) is the source of this 1134-nucleotide messenger RNA. RefSeq names its product 3 beta-hydroxysteroid dehydrogenase/Delta 5-->4-isomerase type 1-like. Gene Ontology annotation, biological process: steroid biosynthetic process. The record is from RefSeq and is a predicted model, not a curated record. Gene Ontology annotation, molecular function: 3-beta-hydroxy-Delta5-steroid dehydrogenase (NAD+) activity. Lineage: Eukaryota; Metazoa; Chordata; Mammalia; Rodentia; Cricetidae.
UCCUUUCUAGGGUCACCUACAUCACACCUGCUCCACUGAGAUCUGCGUCCUGUGUUGACCAUGCCGGGGUGGACCUGCCUGGUGACAGGAGCAGGAGGGUUUCUGGGCCAGAGGAUCAUCAGCUUGUUGGCUCAGGAGAAAGAGCUGAAGGAGGUCAGAGCCCUGGACAAAGUCUUCACACCAGAAACCAGGGAGGAAUUCUCUAAGAUGCAGACAAAAGCCAAGGUGACAGUGCUGGAGGGAGACAUUCUGGAUGCCCAGUACCUGAGGAGAGCCUGCCAGGGCAUCUCUGUUGUCAUCCACACCGCUGCUGUCAUUGACUACUUAGAUGCCAUUCCCAGACAGACCAUUGUGGAUGUCAACCUGAGAGGUACCCAGAAUCUGUUGGAAGCCUGUGUCCAAGCUAGUGUGCCAGCUUUCAUCUACACCAGCUCAAUUGAUGUUGCGGGGCCCAACUCCUACAAGAAGAUAGUCCUGAAUGGCCAUGAGGAAGAACAACUUGAAAGUACAUGGCCUGAUUCCUACCCAUAUAGUAAAAAGCUGGCUGAGAGGGCAGUGCUGGCAGCCAAUGGGUGCAGCCUGAAAAAUGGUGGCAUUUUGCAUACUUGUGCCUUGAGACCUAUGUAUAUCUAUGGGGAAAGUCCAUUCAUUUAUGUUACAAUGGUUAGGGCCCUCAAAAAUAAUGGUAUUCUGGAUGUUACUGGUAAAUUUUCCACAGUUAACCCAGUAUAUGUGGGUAAUGUGGCCUGGGCACAUAUUUUGGCUGCCAGGGGCCUACGAGACCCCAAGAAGUCACCAAGCAUCCAAGGUCAGUUCUACUACAUCUCAGAUGACACGCCUCACCAAAGCUAUGAUGAUUUAAACUUCGCUGUGAGCAAGGACUGGGGCCUCCGCCUUGAUUCCAGUUGGAGCCUUCCUCUGCCCCUGCUCUACUGGCUUGCCUUCCUGCUGGAAACUGUGAGCUUCCUGCUGCGUCCAAUCUACAACUUCCGGCCUCCAUUUAACCGCCACUUGGUCACACUGUCAAACAGUGUGUUCACCUUCUCCUACAAGAAAAUGGAGUCUGUGUUGAUGUCGGAGGCCCAUGUAACCAUCAAAGCCCACAUGAUGUCUGUGGUCUGGGCUGCCACCUGA